Molecule: messenger RNA, 825 nt
Organism: Triticum dicoccoides
Lineage: Eukaryota; Viridiplantae; Streptophyta; Magnoliopsida; Poales; Poaceae
Exons: 2
Coding region: 1-825 (274 amino acids)
Source: RefSeq, a predicted model, not a curated record
AUGAGCAUGAGGUGCCCCCCUCAGUGCAAGGUUGGCAAGUGCGACAAAGGUUGCCCCGCCGACAUGUGCACGGUGGUCUGCCCCAGCUGCAAGACAGUGUGCUUGUGUGACUUUUACCCUGGCAUGGUGUGCGGUGAUCCACGUUUCACCGGGGGUGACGGCAACAACUUCUACUUCCACGGAAAGAAAGACCAGAACUUCUGCACCAUAUCUGACAGUAACCUGCACAUCAAUGCUCAUUUCAUUGGCAAGCGCAACCCGACUAUGAGCCGUGACUUCACCUGGAUCCAAGCUCUCGGCAUCAGCUUCAGCAACCACCGCCUCUAUAUAGGUGCCUGGAAGACUGUUAAAUGGGACAGCGAGGUUGAUCGCCUUGAGCUCGCCUUCGACAACAUGCCCAUUGACAUCCCCGCAGAGAUCGGCAGGCAAUGGCAGUCUGAUGUUGUCUCAGAUCUAACCGUCAUGAGGUCUGCCAUGACCAAUGGCGUGAGAGUGCAGCUCAAGGGUGUAUUUAACAUCAUGGCCAACGUGGUGCCUAUCACAAAGGAAGACUCCCGCAUCCACAACUAUGGAGUGACUGACGAUGACAGCCUUGUACAUCUUGACAUCAGUUUCAAGUUUCAUGACCUCACGGACGACGUCCAUGGCGUGCUUGGCCAGACCUAUCGCACCGACUAUGUCAACAGGUUCAAUGUAAGCGCCAGCAUGCCUGUCAUGGGUCGCACCGCCAACUACUUAUCCUCUGACAUCUUCUCCGCAGACUGCAAAGUUGCUCGUUUCGGCCACCACGCAGGAAUCUCCAUGGUUAGUGCCAGGGUCAAUUAA